AUGGCGCCUGAGCAUGGAUCAACCUCGUCCCAGGGACCUCUGAUGAAGCUUCCAGUAUCAAAUCCUUACGACACGCGCCAUGACCAGUAUGGAACCCCGUCAGGUUGGGACGGGUGUGCUCAAACUUCCAUGUCGUCUUCAACUUCACCACUAGCUAGACGCAUGGCGGACCUCACCUUGUUUCUCUGCCCUUGUUGCGGCUGGGAUUCAAGACAAUCAGACGGCUACCAACAGCUGUCAAGUGCUGCGCCUGUGGUAUCGAGUCCAGAUGCGCCAUAUGUAGCAGAAAAGCAACCAUCUAUGACGAUGCCAUCUUCUGAGGCGUAUGAUAAUACUGUUCUGAGUACUGGGCAACAGCCAAGCUAUCACUAUCAACAGCCCGAACUGAAUGUUGCGCCUCUUGUCACUUUCCCUCUUAUUCCUGACCAAACAACAUUAGCUGAGCCUUUGAUGAGUGACACUGGCCCAACUCAGCAAGCUCUUUUACCAGGAGGGGAUUUCUACCCUGGACAAACCUUCAAAGAUGAAGCACCGCUGGAGACUCCAGUAAUGAUGAGCAAUCAACACCUAUUGUCCAAGAACUUUUCCCAAGUUGAAUAUAGCUCUGACCCGAAUCUUAUUGACACGACCGCCCUCACUCACCACGGUCUUGUCCCUACCGAUAGCGUUUCCCAAUAUGGCAUGCUUGUCAACGGACAGAACGGUGAAGAGACAGUGCAGAACGGCUGGUCCCUUGUUGAUCAGCAUCCCAACUUUGAGAUCUUACUUCCCAACCAACGAGGAGGAAAGCGAGGCCCAUUCAAAGAUCCUAAUCUCCGUGAACAAACUGCACAAACCCGAAAGAUCGGUUCAUGCAUCAGAUGCAGGAUGCAAAGAAUACGCUGUGAAAACAACCCAGAGGAGGAGGGGGGGCCAUGCUUGACCUGCAAAAAGGUCUCCAACUCAAGGGCAGGGCGCUUUCCGUGUCUCAGAUACAAGAUCACGGAUAUCCGACUUUUCAAGCCUGGUCAAGUUCCUGGAUAUGAAUGGACGCGAAGAUGGACCAACAAUAUUUCGGAUCCAAUACAGAGUUGGGCGACUGAAGAGCCGAGAACUAUUUAUCUCUCUGGGGGGCUGUCGAACAAGUGCGUCAAAGUCAAGGUUCAACGGUUCAUUCCCCAGGCUGGCGACAAGUUGGAGCGCACAUGGGAUUACCAGGGAGUCAAGAAGUCGGUGACAAUCCCUCCGUAUGCAAUGGUGAACCUCGAGGAAGUAAAAUCUGAGUACCUGAACCACAUCGAGAGCACCAUGCAGGACGCUUUCACCAAGCUGCUUGGAUCACCUGAUGGCCUCCUAUUUCGAACUUACCUGCGUGCAUGGAAGAUUUUCAAGGACCCAUCCACGCCGCCCGAGUGCGCUGAUCUGCUCCAUCAGACUCUGUUGCUAUGGAUGUCAAUCCGUUUGACAACCAGGUCGAGCUUCAUUGUUGGGCAAGAGACGUUGGGUAUGAAGGCGAAUAUCCUUGACGCGACUAAUCCAAAUCACGGCCGCAUUCCCCUUCCGCCAGUUCUUGGAGCCCAGAUGGAUCUUAUUCUGAUCCAUCACAUCCAGACCAGAUUGCGAAGAGAGCUGCUAGAUAAAUUGCAGAAGAUGAUGUCGAAGAACAAGCAAAGCACUUGGCUGGUUACAUACCUUGUUAUCUUCAUCCUCCUGCACAACACAGCUCUCAUCACAGCGCACGACGCUGGGUAUGCAAAGAAGCACGGUAUGAAGCGGCGUUUUGCGCGUGAAGAAAAGGUCAAAGAAUAUCAUCUAGGUUGCAAAGACCAAGAUCUGCGAACCCUCGCAGGCCUUGAUGAGGAGAAGAUCAAGUUUGUGCACGACACAAGCACCAUGGCCAGAAAAUAUGCGACGCCAUGGGAGAAACUUCGUGAGGCAGCUGUGUACGAGCAUGAUUACUUCUUCGUCAGCCAGCUGUUUGAAACCAACUGGCAGCCUCGAGCAACGAUAUGA
Messenger RNA from Fusarium graminearum PH-1, 1992 nucleotides. RefSeq lists its product as uncharacterized. The transcript is spliced from 6 exons. The coding region runs from base 1 to 1992 and encodes 663 amino acids. The record is from RefSeq and is a predicted model, not a curated record. Gene Ontology annotation, molecular function: zinc ion binding; DNA-binding transcription factor activity, RNA polymerase II-specific. NCBI's taxonomy places the organism in Eukaryota, Fungi, Ascomycota, Sordariomycetes, Hypocreales, Nectriaceae. Gene Ontology annotation, biological process: regulation of DNA-templated transcription.